AUGAUUACCAACUUAUUUGCUGCAUACAGUUCAACUUCGCCACGUCUCCCUGUAUAUGCUGUCUCUCACUCACGCGUCGAAGCGACUGUUCUGAGCAUGGAAUCUCACGCGCAUUCCGGCAGAAAUGUUCUCUCACCAGGCAACGACAUGGGCUUCUGCUUGAUACAAGAGUACGAGAAACAAUUACUGGCUGCUCUUCAACUCAAAUAUGACCAGCGCGCCUUCCAGGAUAACAUAAAUGACUACGCUCACACUGUCUCUGAUGGCCAUGGAAGGGCGUGGCAGAGCCUCUUUUUGUCACGGUUUAUUGCACUUUACCCAGACACUGUCCAGUCGCUGCAAGUGCACUUAGAGGAGGAGAUGGAUUAUGAAAGGAGUGGCCUGGCCAAAGAUGGGCAUGCCCUCGAGCAACAUAUGCUUCUCCCAAGCACCCAACAAGCAUCGGAAGGCCUUCAAGAUGAGCAGAGCGUGGACGCUGAGAGAGUGACUGUGGAAGGUUCUGUCUCUGAUGAGUCCGAUGGAACGGUUGAUAGUGGUACGACCGCAUGGAUUAGGAGUUGGAGGGUGUCGGCAUAUGAGACUACAGAUAGUGUGGUGGAUAAGGACUUUGAGAGCCGACUCUCUCUCGUGGUAGAACUCAAGGAGCAACGAGAUGAAGCUCGUCGUGCUGCUAUUGCCCUCUGGGUGGCUACUGUUUUUGAAGCAGAGAACUGUUCUGUUUGA
This is a messenger RNA of Desarmillaria tabescens, 723 nucleotides long. RefSeq lists its product as uncharacterized. The transcript is spliced from 5 exons. The record is from RefSeq and is a predicted model, not a curated record. NCBI's taxonomy places the organism in Eukaryota, Fungi, Basidiomycota, Agaricomycetes, Agaricales, Physalacriaceae. The coding region runs from base 1 to 723 and encodes 240 amino acids.